CAUUAUGUUUCAAGACCUUAGUGGAAUAGCAUCAACCAAAAAAUGGGAAAUCUUUGAUAUGUUUGGAUUAUUUUAAUCAUUCAUUUUAUCAUGUCACCUUCUUAGUUUAGGCUAUAUAAACUUCUAGUUACUCAAUUCUAAAACACACAAGAAAAACAAAAAGAAACAAUCUAGCCUUAAUUAGAGUUCAAAUCUUCUAAAAUGGGUAGCCAAAUGAAGAAGGAAUGGCCUCAAUUUGCUUUUGCUUUGACAUUUUUCUUGAUUGCCACAUGCACCAUAGCAUAUUCACCCUCUAGUGAAUCACCAACUUCAACAUACAAUAAGGCUUCAUCCUUGCCAAAGAAUGACUACUACAAAAAGCCAUCAAUUCCAAAAGAUAGCUACAAAAAGGUGCCGUCUGUUCCAAAAGAUAACGACUACAAGGCACCCUCGGUGCAUGAAAAGGAAUAUCAGGCGCCAUCUUUGCCAAAGAAUGACUACUACAAGAAGCCAUCAAUUCCAGAAGACAGCUACAAGAAGGUGUCCUCUGUUUCAAAAGAUAACGACUACAAGGCACCCUCGGUGCCUGAAAAGGAAUACCAGGUGCCAUCUUUGCCAAAGAAUGACUACUACAAGAAGCCAUCAGUUCCAGAAGACAGCUACAAGAAGGUGCCAUCUGUUCCAAAAGAUAACGACUACAAGGCACCCUCGGUGCCUGAAAAGGAAUACCAGGAGUCAUCUUUGCCAAAGAAUGACUACUACAAGAAGCCAUCAGUUCCAGAAGAUAGCUACAAGAAGAUGCCAUUUAUUUCAAAAGAUAACGACUACAAGGUACCCUCAGUGCCU
Capsicum annuum is the source of this 825-nucleotide messenger RNA. RefSeq names its product protein PELPK1-like. The annotation marks the transcript as partial. The record is from RefSeq and is a predicted model, not a curated record. The transcript has a single exon. Lineage: Eukaryota; Viridiplantae; Streptophyta; Magnoliopsida; Solanales; Solanaceae.